AUCUUCCAGUUCCAAAACCUUCUGUAAGUGCUCGCAGCUUCCAUCGUCGCCAAAUCGCGCAUUCUCGCGCUGCUCUGCGGUGUUUUGCGACCGCGUCACUUGCGCGCGUCGCAGGAUGCUGCUGCACCCAUGUAACUCAUGUACUCCCACCACCCGCCAACGUCGGCACUGGUGGUUCCACUCUUACUUGCCUCGUUUUUGCGCCAUUUAAUUGUCGCGUAUUAUGACUGUCCUACGCAUUCAUUAAAUCUGUCAACAAACACCCGCUGACAGCCUGUGUAGACACCAAAAGCUACCAUCAUGCCUAAGGAGAAGGUAACCCGCGGCAAGGGCAAGAAGGCCGAUGCUGGCAAGAAGAAGAAGGAUCCCAAUGCGCCCAAGCGCGGUCUCUCCGCCUACAUGUUCUUCGCCAACGAGCAGCGCGACAAGGUUCGCGAGGAGAACCCCGGCAUCAAGUUCGGCGAGGUCGGCAAGCAGCUCGGUGAGAAGUGGAAGGCUCUGUCCGAGAAGCAGCGCACUCCUUACGAGGCCAAGGCUGCCGCUGACAAGAAGCGGUACGAAGAGGAGAAGGCCGCUUACCAGGCCCAGGACGAGGAGGAGGAAGAGGAGUCCGAGUAGAGGCUACUCGACCCCUUUCAUCCUAGUCUAAUGCGCACUUCCGUGCUUCCUCUUUCUGCACUCUUGGUUGGUGGUAUGGUGUCACGGCGGCGGCGGCUCAGGAUCGGGUAUCCAUCUGGUUUAUCUUAAUGGUUCUAUGCGGAAGCGGGCUAGCAAUUUGGUUCUCUUCGACGGACUGCCGCAGUACAGCUUCACCAAGGCAGACAUGGCUUCGGCACCCUUAUGAUGUAUGGCGUUCUCACAAUCGAGGGCGAAGAAGGCAUCACGAAGCUCAUGAUCUUUGUACAAUAUAGUUAACUGCGGUUUCAUCACAUUGAUUACAGUCUGUUGCUUCUUGCGUGAUUGUUGAAGUGAUAAGCUGGGCAGCACGUUUCGUCGAGCUCCUUGGGAGGAGGUGGUGCAAUCGACCUACAAGAGACACAACAACACGACUGAUACAGAAGCCUUGGGUUAGAAACGGCGUUCUGUGCCUCGG
This is a messenger RNA of Boeremia exigua, 1093 nucleotides long. RefSeq names its product putative Non-histone chromosomal protein 6. The transcript has 4 exons. The record is from RefSeq and is a predicted model, not a curated record. Lineage: Eukaryota; Fungi; Ascomycota; Dothideomycetes; Pleosporales; Didymellaceae. Bases 301 to 618 code for a protein of 105 amino acids.